Messenger RNA from Raphanus sativus (radish), 2871 nucleotides. Its product is annotated as dof zinc finger protein DOF1.1-like. The transcript has 2 exons. Gene Ontology annotation, molecular function: DNA-binding transcription factor activity; DNA binding. Lineage: Eukaryota; Viridiplantae; Streptophyta; Magnoliopsida; Brassicales; Brassicaceae. Gene Ontology annotation, biological process: regulation of DNA-templated transcription. Bases 182 to 1156 code for a protein of 324 amino acids. The record is from RefSeq and is a predicted model, not a curated record.
CUUACUGAUUUUGUGCUCUCUUCGCGUUUCUCUUAGGGCGUCUUGCUUCCUCUCUUUGGUUUUGCCCUUUUUCUUUGAUUCCCUCACCAAGUAUUUCCUUUAGAGUUUUCCCUAAAUUAAAGAUCCAUUAAACUUUAUUAAAGAAGAAAGUAGAAAGAUAUAAAAAGGGUAUAGAAGAACAAUGGUUUUCUCAUCCAACUGGUCACAGCCUACGAAUCCGAGUCAGCUUCAGCUUAGAGAAAAUGGAAGUUUAGUGAAUGGCCACGAACUACUUUCUCACCAACUUCCACCUUUCCCAUCAAACCCUAACAUCCACCAUGCCGCUGCCUCCAGUGUUCUUCCGGCCAUGCUUGGUGGAUACAUGGCGGAGAGAGCGAGGCAGCCCAAAGCUCCUCGGCCUGAGGCAGCCCAAAAUUGUCCUCGAUGCAACUCAAUCAACACUAAGUUCUGUUACUACAACAACUACAACCCCACUCAGCCUCGCCACUACAGUAAGGCUUGCCGCCGCUACUGGACAGAUGGCGGCAAAUUGAGAGACAUCCCCGAAGGUGGACGCCGCCGGAGAAAUAGCAAAAAGAACAAAAAUGGUAGUUCAAAAUCUCCUUCUUCGUCAUCAAUACUGCCUUCUCCCACGGUCAAUGCUCCAAGUUCUAGCUCAGGACAGCUAGGGACAAACCAUCAGUUCCCGUUUUUACCAACUCUUCAACAUCUCACUCAACUCGGAGGCAUCGGUUUGAACUUAGCUGCCGCUAAUGGCAACAACCAAGCUCACCAGUACGGUGCAGGUUUGAUGAACGAUUUAGGGUUUCUUCAUGUCGGAGAUGGACGAAAUAAUGUAGCUCCAGUUACCGGAAACAUUCAUGACAAUGACAACAACAACGGAGAAAACAACCUAAUGGGGUCCGGUGGAUUCACUCUCUUCGAUCCAACGUCAGGGCUACAUGCUUUCCAGAACGAGGGAAAUAUCAGAAAUAACGUCUCUUUUUCCCCUACUUCCAUGGUUGAUUCGAGAAUUUACCAAACAGGUCCGGUGAAUAUGGAAGAACAACCCGAUCUAGUUAGCUUGUCUGGACCGGUCUCCGGCUUGACACCUCCGGUGAAUCAAAUAAACCAGUAUGUUUGGAAAAAUUCGGAUUUCUCAGAUCCUUCUAAUUAACGAUCAUCACCAACUCGUGUGAGGUUUUGUGUCUGGAUCAUAUAUCAGUGAAUGUUACGACGUGGCGAUUGAAUUAAAUGACAACGAAGGGUCACUAUAAAAUGCAUGCAGAUGAGUACGUGGGCGGGACAAUUAUAGUGGGAAGUACUAAGAGUAAGACAAACUAAUUAAGGUAUCUGCAUUUGAGUUUGUGGUUCUACAGCUUAAGAACGUACUUAAAUAUAAUCAGGUAUGUGUUAUAUACUUAUAUAAUAUUUGUACUGUGUGGUUUCAUGGUUGAACUGAUUCUGAAGUUACGUGUGUGUAAUAGUUCAAUUUAUACACCUAUUAAACUAAAGCUCAUGGAAUAUGUAAUGGUUUUCAGCUAUUUCUAAUUUAUUCCAUUUAUGGGUAUAGUUUUUUUUUUGUCUGAUCCCAUAAUGAACAUUACUGAUGAUUUAUCAUUUAUUGAUUGUUAAAGAGAAUCUUCUGAUGUAAAAGAUAAGGAUAAUUCAUAAAGUAAAAAAGGGUUUGCUGACAAAGGAUUUGAUCAUACAAAUCCGUGUCUUUCUGGAUGCUACGUUGUAAAACUCUUAGACAUACUCCUUUUCUCAUAUUUCUAGGAGCUUCUUUUUCUUUUACAGUCUUUCUUGUACGAAUCUGUGUGUCAGUCUGUUUUAUGUGGGUGCAUGAGAAUGGGGAGUGUUUAAAAAGUGGAUCAAUCACUUAGGAGGAGGAACCACCUUUAAUUCUCCAUUCAACAAAAAAAUAGCAUAAUAGUAAAAAGUAGGAGGUAUACAAUUAACAGUGUUAUGAUACACAAGGUGGUUCAUAUUUCUUUAAAAGAUCAGUGAACUGCGGCUUAAAUAUGAAAUUUUAAGUUUUUCCUUUUUAUAAGUAUGUUAUAUUUAAAAAUAUAUAUCAAAAAUUUAGUCAUAUUUAGAUUUUUAUGUAUAUUUUUGAAUCUAUUGGGUAUAUUUCUAUUUAUUGUAAAUGAAAUUCACUUUCAUUUAUUUUAGGCGUGGAAGAAAAAACUAAACCGAAAAUCGGAACUGAACCAAACUAUCCCAAACCAGAGCCUGAUCAACACCUUCAAAUAACCAAAUGGUUUCUAUAAUUUUUUUGUGAAAUAACAAACCAAUCCGGAACCGAACCGAGAAUCAAACGAGUAUCCGAAUAUGUAAAAGUAUUAGUUAUAUAUAGAUAUAACAUAACUAUAUAUAUUUAUAAUUUAAAUAUCUAUUAAAACUAUCUGAAAAUAUUAUUAAAAAACUAAAUUAUUAAAAAAAUAUUUGAGCUAUCCGAAAGUUUCCGGAAGAAACCAAAACAUUCGAGAUUUUUAUCCGAAUCCUCCUAAUUAUUUAAUAUUUUACCUAAAAUACAUGAUUUUUAACCCAAAAGUAAUCUAAGAAAAAUAAUUAGCAGAAUAGUUUUUAUAGAAAUUAUUUUAAAUUUGUAUUGUAUUUUGGAUUGCUUUUACAUGUUUUCACCAUUCAAACAUAUGUUUUGGAGUAUUAGAUCCGUUUGAUCCACACUUGAACGGCUAGAUUCGUCAGAACCGUUCUUGAUCCGUUUGAUCUGCCUGAUCCGUAACGCUUGAACCGCUUUUGUUGUCAAGGGAUUGUCAAGGGGAUCUCUAAGAACAUGAUUAACGGGAAGUAUGUUGUCAAGGGAUUGUAACCACUUCAAUAUUAUGUAUUUUAGUUAAAAAUUUAACUUUAAAUCACAAACUUGAU